GGUGCAAGGGAAAUGAACAUGUCAUUCGUUAUCAGUGGCGGCGAAAUACAAGACACAAACCAUCAUUCGCCGCCAUGUUUUCCCCUGUGUGUCCACCCCCACCCGCCAACCGUAUCGACGUUGACCUCAACAUUGCUGAAGGAGUUUUCAAAUGUUUUCAACAAAACUUGGAGAACUUCACAGAUUUUACCGUCAACGUUGGCAACACCAAGUUCCAAUGCCACAAGUUUGUCUUAAGUUCCUGCUCUGGUUUCUUCGAGGCUCUCAUGAGGACAGAUAUGAAGGAAAAAUCUGAAUCAAGCUGUACCAUAGAGGGCAUCUCACCGGAAAUUUUUGGACUUAUACUCGAUUCUAUUUAUACAGGAAAUAAUGUUUUAAAUGUAGAAAACAUGUUUGAAAUUUGGCACGCGUCAAAUCAGCUUCAGAUCAAAUUUUUAGUUACGGCCUGCGAGGACUUCGUGAAGAUGAACAUUAAUGUGCACAACUUCUACAGAGCUUAUGAAGAGGCGAAACUGUUAGAUUCUCAUGAAGUUGUAUUAAAAGUCAAACAGUUAAUAGUGACCAAAUUUACCAGAAUUGCAAAUUCCAAUGUGUUCAUGCGCAUUACGGGGGAGGAUUUAGUAGACAUUUUUAAAUACAUCCGUUUUAUUGGGGUAGGAUCAGACUAUGCCGUGGAUUUAAUUUUAAGAUGGACGUGUUCAGAGGAUUCUUAUCUCACAUCUGAGCCGGAUAAAAGCGCGCCGCCUCAUACAGUUGAAGCGCUAACUGAUCUUCAAAACGCAGAAUGUCGAACGGCGAACGCUGGAACAUUUGGCGAGGAUGAUGUAGAACUACGCAGGUCUUACCUGGGACUCUUGCUUGCAGUAAUCCCACUCCAGGAAAUCAGCAACGAGUGCCUGACCAAACUAAUGAACAACCGAUUCGUCAUGGCAAAUUUAGAUGCCAUAUCAAUCGUCAACGAGAUCGCAGUGACCAGAGUUGGUUGCACAAAAACUAAUUCAAGUGACACCAAAGCCGAAAGUGUUAGAUCCGACUUUGACAUUAUUCUCGAGGGAAGUGGGUUCAUAUUAACUUUGCUAGUCAUUUCAGCAUUUUUCUGUAUUUUCUUAGCAAUUGUAUAUGAAAAAUUGAGUCGUAUGAGUUUGUACUAGACGGUCGAGUUUUAUCUCUAUGUUCACGCUUCCGUCUGCUUUGAAGCCAAAUCUUCUACUCCAUUAGACAGGGUCAGUACUGCAGUAUUUUAUUUUCACGCCAAGGAACAUUAAUGUCAUGUUUGUAAUACAACUUUGUUCGGAACUUAAUCAUACUUAAUAAAACAUAUCUUGAUGCUAA
Molecule: messenger RNA, 1332 nt
Organism: Physella acuta
Lineage: Eukaryota; Metazoa; Mollusca; Gastropoda; Physidae
Product: kelch-like protein 40
Molecular function (GO): protein binding
Source: RefSeq, a predicted model, not a curated record